AUGGUUGUGUAUGAUACUUUUUCAACGAACGGCAUACGAGCAGAAGACGUGAACGCUUACUUGAUUAUCACAUGUGAGGGCGAGAAGGUGUCCAGUGCCCCCAUCAAGCAGACCUCUAACCCGGAAAUGAACUUUUCAGUCAUAUUCUACAGAAGAUCUCCUGAGAGCAAGCCGAUCAACAUUGACGUAUGGCACAAGAGUCUUGUUAUGGAUGAUUUCAUAGGUCGUGUGUCACUGAGGCAUCCACAGAUGAUUGAAAACCAGAUUCAAGAAUUGGCUCUGACCAGCAAGAAAGACAAGGACACCCCUAUAAACAGCGGCAGUUUGAUCAUCUCCACGUCGAACAACCGAAAUCUUAUGGCUUACUAA
This is a messenger RNA of Helobdella robusta, 369 nucleotides long. RefSeq lists its product as hypothetical. The record is from RefSeq and is a predicted model, not a curated record. The transcript is spliced from 3 exons. NCBI's taxonomy places the organism in Eukaryota, Metazoa, Annelida, Clitellata, Rhynchobdellida, Glossiphoniidae. The coding region runs from base 1 to 369 and encodes 122 amino acids.